ACAAGGCGGCUGGGCUCUGCCAGGCGUUUUUUUUAGGAGAGCAGGGGAGGGGCAGUGGCCAGACACCAGCUGACCCCGAGAUCACAGAAAAAGCCAAGGCUGGGCUGGACGACCCCACCCAGGUUGUUAGGAAAUGGGAAGGGGGUGGUCAGCAUGCCAGGGCAGAUGGGCAGGUCCAUUGGGAAAUGUGGCGACUCCUGCUUAACCCUCAAACGGCCAUCUGCUCAGUGCAGGGACCCCAGGAGCUGCCCAAGGAGACCCAUCCAUGGGCAGGGUAGCCAAGCACAGGGGCUUCCUUUCCUGGACUCCCCAAACCUAGCCAAGCACCAACACCUCACAGGCUGUUCCAAGGGACACCCCCAUGCCCCUCCCCUCUUGCUGGCCCGACUCUGCAGGCCUAGGCUGAAAGGGGGCGGUGCCCACAAGACAGGGCCCUGCCUGCUCUCAGAGCUGCACCUCGGCCCCCCUUGGACCCUCAGGGUGGAUUCAGGGUGGAUGCAGCUCCCAGCCUCACCCCUGUGCCAUCUACACCCAGGACACUUGGCCGCCAGACAGGAGGGGGUUAAUGGAGCCCAGGGUAGUGGGGAUGGGUUGGCCUGUGAGAGGGUGCUGGCUGCCCUGGAGGUGGGGAAAUCCAGAGGGCAGGAAGAGCCAGCCCCCAGCAGACCUGCUGCCUAUUUUGCACGCGGGAUGGCCCCGAGGAAAGGAGGCCUGGCCCUGGUGGUGUUGCUGGUCUCCUGGGCAGCACUAGGCCCCUGUGGCCUGGAGGGAGUGGAGCAAGGAGUGCCAGGGGACACCGAGGGCCUGCAGUGCCCAGCUGUUUGCACCUGCGGCCACGAUGACUACACGGAUGAGCUCAGCGUCUUCUGCAGCUCCCGGAACCUUACAGAGCUGCCUGACGGCAUCCCAGAUGGCACCAGGGCCCUGUGGCUGGAUGGCAAUAACUUCUCCUCCAUCGCCGAGGCAGCCUUCCAGAACUUCUCUGGCCUGGGCUUCCUCAAUCUGCAGGGCAGUGGGCUGGCCAGCCUGGAGUCAAAGGCGCUGCUGGGCCUACAGAACCUGUACCACUUGCACCUGGAGCGGAACCAGCUGCGCAGCCUCGAAGCCGGCACCUUCCUGCACACACCGAGUCUCGCCUCACUGGGCCUCAACAACAACCUCCUCAGCAGGGUGGAUGAUGGCCUCUUCCAAGGCCUAGCCAACCUCUGGGACCUCAAUCUUGGCUGGAACGGCCUGGCCGUGCUUCCUGACACCGUGUUCGAGGGCCUGGCCAACCUGCGUGAGCUGGUACUCGCAGGCAACAAGCUGACUUACCUGCAGCUCCCCCUCUUCUGCGGCCUCAGCGAGCUCCGGGAGCUGGACUUGAGUAGGAAUAUUUUGCGAAGCAUCAAGGCCAACAUCUUUGUCAAGCUGCCCAAGCUCCAGAAGCUCUACCUGGACCACAACCUCAUUACCGCCGUGGCCCCAGGCGCCUUUCUGGGCCUGAAAGCACUGCGCUGGCUGGACCUGUCACACAACCGUGUGGGCGGCCUCCUGGAGGACACCUUCCCAGGCCUGCUGGGCCUGCACGUCCUGCGCCUGUCACACAACGCCAUCACCAGCCUGCGGCCUCGGACCUUCAAGGACCUGCAUUUCCUGGAGGAGCUGCGGCUGGGCCACAACCGCCUCCGGCAGCUGCCAGACAAGGCCUUCGAGGGCUUGGGCCAGCUGGAGGUGCUCACACUCAACGACAACCAGAUCCAGGAAGUCAAGGCAGGUGCCUUUCUAGGCCUCUUGAACGUGGCUGUCAUGAACCUCUCUGGCAACUGUCUGCGGAACCUUCCAGUGAGAGUGUUCCAGGGCCUGGCCAAGCUGCACAGCCUGCACCUGGAAGGCAGCUGCCUGGGCCACAUCCGCCAGCACACCUUCACCGGCCUCUCGGGGCUGCGCCGGCUCUUCCUCAAGGACAAUGGCAUCACAGCCAUCGAGGAGCAGAGCCUGUGGGAGCUCCCCGAGCUCCUGGAACUUGACCUCACUUCCAACCAGCUCACGCAGCUGCCCAGUCAGCUCUUCCAGGGCCUUGGCAAGCUGGAGUACCUGCUUCUGUCCCACAACCGGCUGUCGGCACUGUCCGCAGAGGUCCUGAGGCCCCUGCAGCGCACCUUCUGGCUGGACAUCUCGUACAACCACCUGGAGGCCCUGCCGGAGAGCAUCCUUUCACCACUAGGGCGGCUGCGCUACCUCAGCCUCAGAAACAACUCCCUGCAGACCUUUGUGCCACAGGCCCCUGGCCUGGAGCGCCUGUGGCUGGAGGGCAACCCCUGGCAUUGUGGCUGCACCCUCCGGGCCCUGAGGGCCUUUGCCCUGCAGCACCCCACCAUCGUGCCACGCUUUGUCCAGGCUGUCCUAGAGGGGGACGACUGCCAGUCACCUGUGUACACCUACAACAACAUCACCUGUGCCAGCCCGCCCGGCCUCUCCGGACUUGACCUACGUGACGUUGGCGAGGACCACUUUGCUUACUGCUGACCCAAGUCUUGUCCAGGCCAGACGCCGCCGUGGAGCCAGAAUGAGUCCUCGCCGUUCCCAGAGCCUGGUGGUUGCUCCACCCCUCAACUCCCAGGGGCCAGGCUCUCCUGAUGGGGGUCUCUUCCUCAGGGAACACACAGGCCCAGGGGUUUCGCUGGCAUGGGCUCGGGACAUGUGGGUGCUGACCUGGUCCCUGAGGGGCCAGAUCAGGAGGGUUGGGGGCUCAACCCUCCCCAGCUGUCAUCCAUUAAAAGCAAUGUUACAAACCCUGCCUGUGACCAGAGGGGUGAAA
This is a messenger RNA of Phyllostomus hastatus (greater spear-nosed bat), 2800 nucleotides long. It is a transcript of the gene IGFALS, whose product is annotated as insulin like growth factor binding protein acid labile subunit. The record is from RefSeq and is a predicted model, not a curated record. Bases 154 to 2508 code for a protein of 784 amino acids. Gene Ontology annotation, cellular component: plasma membrane. Lineage: Eukaryota; Metazoa; Chordata; Mammalia; Chiroptera; Phyllostomidae. The transcript is spliced from 2 exons. Gene Ontology annotation, molecular function: protein binding.